Molecule: messenger RNA, 1839 nt
Organism: Knipowitschia caucasica
Lineage: Eukaryota; Metazoa; Chordata; Actinopteri; Gobiiformes; Gobiidae
Source: the annotation of a GenBank genome assembly
AUGGCUGAACAAACGCCCGAUUUUAAGCUCAUAUUUGAGAAAGAGGGAGUUUAUCUUCACACAAACGCCAAGAGAAGCAACGUGGACACCAGCAUCCCAGGGUUCAUCCGGAUCGUGGAGCGGGCCGGGGUUCCAGCCUUAGAGUGGAGUCCUGUGGAGGAUGAUGGACGCACAGCUCCAGCCGUGCUCUUCAGCAAGAAGGAGGGGGAAGGGGGGCAGGAGGAGUCUCACUUUGAGCCCGGGUAUGAGCCGGACUGGGCUGUGAUCAGCACCGUGAAGAGGAGAGAACCAGCACCUUCCAAGGACUCAGGGGAGUGGGCCUUCUCGUUGCCUCUGUCGGAGCUAUACUCUCUGCGUCGCGCUCGCUUCUCGUUGGGCAGGAACUUCCUGGUGCUGACCAGCAGAGGGGGACACCCUCUGCCUCCACUGCACUUCCACAGAGGAGGCACCAGAGAGCUACUGAGAGCCAUGCACCACUACAUUCUCCUCAACCCGUCUCCCAUGGAUGCUCGGCUCUUUCUGGCUUUUCCCAACAACUCGGGCGAGAUCUCCCCAUCGUUUGACCGACUCAAUCUUCUUGACGACGGCUCUGAGCUGGUCCAGAGGUUCAUUCAUGACCCGUACGCCACCACGUUCGGAGGAUUCUCCAAAGUCACAAACUUCUUCCGCGCUGCGAUCAAACCUCCAGACUCCCUCCACCGCAGGGGACCACACGACCCGUCUCUGCCCCACGAGGAGGAGCCCGAGUUCGAGCUCAUCAACUGUGGCGUGGAGCUGGGGCCUCGACCUCAGGUGACCAGGGGACGCCCUCUGGACCAAUGGGACGAGCUGCUUGACUCUGAGGGACGAGUACGGGAGCCCGACAGGGUCAAAGAGCUGGUGUUCAGGGGGGGUGCCUCUGCUCCUCUGAGGAAGGAGCUGUGGAAGUUCAUGUUGGGCUUCUAUCCCUGGAGCAGCACAUACUCUGAGAGAGAGGAGCUACUGCGUCAGAAGACAGAUGAAUAUUUUCGGAUGAAGGUUCAGUGGAAGUCUGUGAGUGAAGAGCAGGAGAUGAGGAACUCUCUGCUGCGGGGAUACAGGAACCUGAUUGAGCGUGACGUCAGCAGAACAGACAGAAACAACACUUUUUUCUCCGGAAACGAAAACCCAGGACUCACUUUACUGCACGACGUCCUCAUGACCUACUGCAUGUACAACUUUGACCUGGGGUAUGUCCAGGGCAUGUCGGACCUCCUGGCUCCUCUUCUCUUCGUGACUCAGAACGAGGUGGAGUCUUUUUGGUGUCUGACCGGCUUCAUGAACUUCCUGCACCAGAACUUUGAAGAGUCUCAGGAGGCCAUGAAGAAGCAGCUGCUGCAGCUCAGUCUGCUGCUGCGGGCGCUGGACCCUGAGCUCUGCGACUUCCUCGACUCGCAGGACAGUGGGUCUCUCUGCUUCUGUUUCCGGUGGCUGCUGAUCUGGUUCAAGAGAGAAUUCUCCUUUGAAGACAUUCUAACACUGUGGGAGGUGCUGUGGACUCGUCUGCCGUGUGAGAACUUCCAUCUGCUGGUGGCCUGUUCCAUCCUGGAGUCUCAGAGGGGGGAGCUGAUCGGGUCAGACCAUGACUUCAACACCAUCCUCAAACACAUAAAUGAGUUGACCAUGAAGCUGGAUCUGCAGAGCAUCCUGUGUGGAGCUGAGGCCAUCUACCUGCAGCUGCUGACCUGCAAGGAGUUACCAGUGAAGGUGCAGGAGGUUCUGGGUUUGUGCGUCGCUGCUCCGAGUUCUGACAGCAGUCCAGAGUCUGAGACCAGCGAGAACGAGCGGCUGGUGGACCAGCAACUCCACCAUGAGAACUGA